This is a messenger RNA of Rhinolophus ferrumequinum (greater horseshoe bat), 1556 nucleotides long. It is a transcript of the gene CA9, whose product is annotated as carbonic anhydrase 9. The record is from RefSeq and is a predicted model, not a curated record. Gene Ontology annotation, cellular component: plasma membrane. Gene Ontology annotation, molecular function: carbonate dehydratase activity; zinc ion binding. The transcript is spliced from 11 exons. Lineage: Eukaryota; Metazoa; Chordata; Mammalia; Chiroptera; Rhinolophidae. The coding region runs from base 18 to 1406 and encodes 462 amino acids.
CCCAGCUCCUGUUUCCAAUGCACGUACAGCCCGUACACACUGUACAGCCUGUACACACCGACCCGGGACAUCCUACAGUCAGCCACAUGGCUCUCCUGUGCCCCAGUCCCUGGCUCCCUCUGUUGAUCCCAACCCCUGCCUCGGGACCUACUGUGCAACUGCUGCUGUUACUGCUGCUCCUGGUACCUACCCAACCCCAGAGUCUACCCAGGAUGCAGAGGACUCCCUCCAUGGGAGGAGAUUUGUCUGGGGAAGAUGAUCCACUGGGCAAGGAGGACCUGUCCAGUGAAGAGGAUCCACCUGGAGAGGAGGACCCACCUGGAAUGAAGACAGAAUCAGCAGAAGACGACUCUCUGAAAUUAGAGGAUCUACCUACUGUUGAGACUCCCAGGGACACUGAAGUCCCCCAGAAUAAUCACAGGAACAACAAAGGGGGUGACCACAGUCAUUGGCGCUAUGGAGGAGGCCCACCCUGGCCCCAGAUGUCCCCAGCCUGCGCUGGCCGCUUCCAGUCCCCGGUAGAUAUCCGCCCAGAGCACACCGUAUUCUUCCCCGCCCUGCGACCCCUGCAACUCUUUGGCUUUGAGCUCCCGUCACGCCCCAAACUGCACCUGCGCAACAACGGCCACACGGUGCAGCUGACUCUGCCUCCGGGAAUGGAGAUGGCCCUGGGUCCUGGGCGGGAGUACCGGGCGCUGCAGUUGCAUUUGCACUGGGGGGCUGCUGGUCGCCCGGGCUCGGAGCACACGGUUGGUGGCCAACAUUACCCUGCCGAGAUCCACGUGGUUCACCUUAGUACUGCAUUUGCCAAAGUUGACGACGCCUUGGGGCGCCCAGGGGGCCUGGCCGUGUUGGCUGCCUUUCUGCAGGAAGGUCCAGAAGAAAACAGCGCCUAUGAGCAGUUGCUGUCGCAUUUGGAAGAGAUCGCUGUGGAAGACUCAGAGAUUUGGGUGCCAGGACUGGAUGUAUCUGCACUGCUGCCCUCCGACCUCAGCCGCUACUUCCGAUAUGAGGGGUCUCUGACCACACCCCCCUGUGCCCAGGGGGUCAUCUGGACUGUGUUCAACCAGACAGUGAGGCUGAGUGCUAAGCAGCUCCACACCCUCUAUAGCUCACUGUGGGGACCUGAGGACUCUCGGCUACAGCUGAACUUUCGAGCCAUGCAGCCUUUGAAUGGGCGAAUCAUUGAAGCCUCCUUCCCUAUUGGAGUGGAGCAGACCAUUAAGCCAGUCCACCUGAAUUCCUGCCUUGCUGCUGGUGACAUCCUGGCCCUGAUUUUUGGAAUCCUCUUUGCUGUCACCAGCAUCGCUUUCUUUGUGCAAAUGAGAAGGCAGAAAAGACACCCAAGUGGGACCAAUGGGAGUGUUAGCUACCACCCAGCAGAAGUCACCGAGACUGCUGCCUAGAGGCCUGGAACUGGGAGAAUGUACAGAAAGAAGUCAGCCAAAGGAAUCUGAGGGGGAGCUGGAGACUUUGUUUCAUCCUGCCCAUUACGCCACUUUUUAAUUGCCAAGAUUUUUUAAAAAAUAAUAAAUGUUUCUAAUAUGUGGAAGGUA